Leucoraja erinaceus (little skate) is the source of this 1900-nucleotide messenger RNA. Its product is annotated as zinc-binding protein A33-like. Gene Ontology annotation, molecular function: zinc ion binding; protein binding. The record is from RefSeq and is a predicted model, not a curated record. NCBI's taxonomy places the organism in Eukaryota, Metazoa, Chordata, Chondrichthyes, Rajiformes, Rajidae. The transcript has 7 exons. Bases 338 to 1852 code for a protein of 504 amino acids.
GCGUGGCAGUGCGAACUAUGAGGAGGAUGCUACGAGGAUGAAGGGUGACUAGGACAGGUUGGGUGAGUGGGCAGAUGCAGUUUAAUGUUUAACUGACCCCUCCCUCAUGCGAGAUUAGUUGGGAGCGGCCAGGACACUGAACACUCAAUACUUGCAGCUAAAUAACAUUAAUUCCACGAGACGGCAGCGCGCGCAGUGGAAAACUACCCAAUCCAUUCACCUCUUGAUCCCAUGCACUUCAGCCUCCAGUGCUCCAAUCAAUUACUGCAGGGCGUCAGCAGUUUCAGCGAAUGGGAAUGCGUUUUCAACCAGUGGGUGGUUAAAAUCAAAUGUUAAAAUGGCUUCGAAAGACCCGGUCGAAAGUUUAACCGAGGACGCAGUUUGUCCCAUCUGCAUGGAUUUCUUCACCGAUCCGGUGGCACUGGAGUGUGGGCACAACUUCUGCCGCUCCUGUAUCACACAGAGUUGGGACAGGGAGGAGAGAAUCUCCUGCCCGGAAUGUAGAGAGGAGUUUACAGACCGCACCAACAGCGUGAGUCGGACCUUCGCGAGACUGUCUGAGAAAGCUCGAACACUGAGCGUGAAUCGGACAGAGAAGGAAAGUAAACUUCAGUGCGAGGAACAUCAGGAAGAACUGAAGCUGUUUUGUGAAACUGACAAGAAGCUGAUCUGUGUAAUUUGUGCAGCUGGGCGGGAACACAGAGAUCACCGCUUCAUGCCGGUUAAAGAAGCUGUUGAAACCUACAAGGAUCAGGUGAAAUCUUCCAUCCAGUCUCUUACAAAAAAGAAAUCAGGGAUCCAGCGAACGGAGCAGCAACAGAAACAGAAGAUUUCUGGAGUUGUGGAUCAGGUGAAAUCUUCCAUCCAGUCUCUUACAAAAAAGCAAUCAGGGAUCCAGCGAAUGGAGCAGCAACAGAAACAGAAGAUUUCUGGAGUUCUGGAACAGUCACACAACCUUCAGUCCAAGAUCACAUCCCAGUAUGCUGAACUGCACCAGAUUCUCACUGAGAAAGAGCAACGCACACUGGCAGAUAUACGGGAGGAAGAGAAGAAGAUUUUGAAUACAAUGGAGAAAAAUCUUCAAAAGAUUCAAGAGAAUUUAAGUUCCAUUCAGGAGGAACUCGUAAAGUUGCAGCAACAGAUGGAUCGAAAAGACUGUGUUGUGUUUCUGAAGGAGGAAGCUGGUCGCAAGCGAAGGGUUCGUGAUGUAGCCAAACCACUGUCGGUGGUAGAUGAAGCCUUGUCGAUUGAAAAGUUUAAUUGCCCUGUUUCGUUCAACACGGCAUUCAAAGAAACAUCUGAUUACUUCAAGCAAGUCUCAGUCACCCUGGAUGUGGAAACAGCGCAUCCGUGGCUCGAAGUGUCUGAGGAUCGGAAGAGGGUGAGAUGGACCAGGACCCAGAGGAGUCUCCCUGACACCGGGAAGAGGUUUACAUACUGGGAAUGUGUGCUGGGAUCGGAGGGAUUCACAUCGGGGAGACAUUACUGGGAGGUGGAGGUGGCGGAGAGUCGGUUCUGGAGUCUGGGAGUCGCCGCAGAGUCUGUGGAGAGGAAGAGAGGGGUCACACUGACCCCGGAGACUGGAGUCUGGAGCAUCGGAUGGUGGCUGGGUGACAGGUUUGAUGCAUUCACCUCCCCUCCAUCCCGUCUCCCCGCCCGUCCCAUCCCCCGGACGCUGGGAGUUUAUCUCAAUUACGAGUCCGGGACAGUUUCAUUUUACGACGCGGACACCAAGUCCCAUCUCUACACCUUCACUGGGAAUAAAUUCACGGAGAAACUUUAUCCUUUCUUCUGGACUUGGGAUAGAAACAACUGGCUGAGAAUCUGCUCCGGUUCCGCUCCGGGUGUGUAAAAUAAAAUGUAAAUGUGGGAGUUGAAAUAAACAGCCACUGAAAUCAGA